UGCCGUGCCCGUCAGGGUGACCCAGAGGCCCCAGGACCAAGAGCCAAAUGCCCGCGAGGUGUUGCACAAUGGAAGUGUGCAGGAUGUCAAAUUGUAUAACCCACUUGGAGAUGAUGUGAGAAGAGCCAAAGCAAAUGCUUCAUGUCCUGCCCCUGGGAAAAAGAGAACAAAGCCCAUGAAGCCUGCAGAGAGUGAACAGAAUCCUUGCAGUGCUGUUUAUCGCCGGCCCUUCAGGGACAGGGUGAUUCAUUUGCUUGCUCUGAGGACUUACAAGAAGCCAGAGUUACUUGCUUGCUUGCAGAGAGAUGGAGUCAUGCAAAAGGACAAGGGCACCCUUGGGAAGAUCCUUCAGCAGGUAGCCAAGUGGAAUCCAAAGGAGAAUUCCUUCAGUCUGAAGGAACAUCUAUUUCACACCCUUCAGACUGAUUGGCCUGGCUACACUGACAUAGACAGAAAGAAUUUGAAGUUAAUACUUUCUGGAAAAUCAGCUCCAUCUCAGAACACCACCAACACCAGCCAAGCGACAUCUCUGGGACCUUCUGAGAGAGACACUCCAGCAAGACCUGCUCAGAAACGUCCUCUGGCUUCCGACUUGACCAGUCCUGUGACGAGCAAGAAGAGGAGAAUUGGUCACCGGCCCAGUCAUGUCCAGGCAGCAGCUGGUGGCCUCUUUUCUUCCUUCCUUUUGCCUUCCACAUCUCUUUAUCCUUUGGACAUGUCUCCAAGUGUUGUCUCCGUUUCCCCCACCACCCAUGUCGUACAACAAACAGAGAAAUUUCAUCUUUCUACCAUCCCAGCACCUGUCAGGGUGGAAAAGGAGAUCCCCAAUUCAAAUGGGAAAACAAAUGAACUGGGGAGGCUGAAGCAGUUGCAGCCCUUGGAUUUCGAUGAAGGAACAAGAAAAGAUCCUUCCAUUGCCUCCACAUGCUCUGCAACAAGCAACCAAGCAGACUACUUGAGAAAAUAUGGAGCCAUUGUCUCCUUGGAGCAACGCCAGCACUACAAGGAUGACUUCAAUGCAGAGUAUGAGGAAUAUCGGAAUUUAUAUUUUAAGAUUGACAAGACCAUCAAGAAAUUCAGACAAUUUCAGGAGCAAUGGAAGUCUCUGACUCCAGGCUCCAAAGCUUAUCAGAUGCUUCGUCAUCGAAUCCUAGCAGAUUAUCAGCAGUUACAACAGGGUAGCCCCAGCUACUCUGAAAUGAGGAGCAGGUGCCAGUACCUCCACAAGAAGCUGGCCCAUAUUCAGAGCUGCAUUUCUGAAUUUGACCAGCAGUGAGUGGAGUACUGGCACCAGACAUCUGCUUCAGCCUGGUGAAAUCUGUGACAUCUGGAUUUUUUAUUUCAAUGAGAAGAUUAGGUUUUUAGGAUUAUUUAAGUUAGUACAGAUUCAUAGGCUAUGUUAGCACUUUGGAGUAGAUUAUUUCUUAAAAAUGUAGGAUUAGUUCAAAGAAGUUUAGUAAUUUUAAGAAGUUGAAAGAUGAUAGUAUUGACUAUUAACAAUAAAGAAAUCUCACUAUUGGUAA
Messenger RNA from Passer domesticus (house sparrow), 1523 nucleotides. RefSeq names its product RNA polymerase II elongation factor ELL2-like. Gene Ontology annotation, biological process: positive regulation of transcription elongation by RNA polymerase II; transcription elongation by RNA polymerase II; snRNA transcription by RNA polymerase II. Gene Ontology annotation, cellular component: transcription elongation factor complex. The record is from RefSeq and is a predicted model, not a curated record. Bases 176 to 1276 code for a protein of 366 amino acids. The transcript has 10 exons. Gene Ontology annotation, molecular function: cis-regulatory region sequence-specific DNA binding. NCBI's taxonomy places the organism in Eukaryota, Metazoa, Chordata, Aves, Passeriformes, Passeridae.